Molecule: messenger RNA, 2433 nt
Organism: Parnassius mnemosyne (clouded apollo)
Lineage: Eukaryota; Metazoa; Arthropoda; Insecta; Lepidoptera; Papilionidae
Source: the annotation of a GenBank genome assembly
AUGGCUUCCUUGAGGAGCCCGUCUUCGCCGUCCGAUGGUUAUAAAAGGUUUAGUGAUGAAUUUGCAAACACCGGCGUCAACAAUUACGGCUCAAAUGUUACAAAUACACGCACCAGUGCAGAUGGCGCAGGCGACACGGGCACGCUGGACAUGGGCAGCCGGUCGUCGCUGCAUACUGGCCUGCAGAUGUCCGAAGACGAGCAUUGGGAGAUGAAUUAUCAUGAGGCAGCCAUAUAUUUGGAGGAAGGCUUAAAUAAUGAGAAGUUCGACUCCCAUCCAUCAAGCCCCGAGGAGCUACCGGCUUAUCUUCGCGUACACAACCCUUGGUACCACGGGCUGGACCUCCUCGCUUCCCUCGUUCUUAUUCUAUUAGCUUUUACUGAGGACCCUGCUGUACCUGCUUUUGAGCUACCAGUGUGGGCACACGGUACAAUAGAACUAUUAGCACUGGCAGUGAUCGGUGUGGAACUGCACCUCAAGCUGAAGUGGAUCGGCUGGACUACCAUACUCAAACACAAGAGGACCAUGAUUAAAGGCGUCACAUUACUAAUUAUGGUGCUGGAGGCUGUGGUGGUCCUCUGCCGUCAGUCGUCGCAUUUCAGAGUGACGCGCGCACUCCGCCCUAUAUUCCUCGUGGACACGCGGCACUGUGGUGGUGUGCGCCGAUUUAUCAGGCAGAUAUUGCAAUCACUACCACCUAUAUUAGAUAUGUUAGGUCUUCUAAUGUUUUUCGUUGCGACGUACUCUCUUCUGGGCUACUAUCUCUUCUCCGAGCACAUAGAUAACGGCCACUUCAAGACAAUUAGCGACUCUUUUGUUAGCAUGUUCGUUCUCCUAACCACAGCCAACUUCCCCGAUGUUAUGAUGCCUUCGUACGCCAAGUCAAAAUGGUACGCGCUGUUCUUCAUUCUCUACAUCAUCACGGUUCUUUACGUGCUAAUGAAUUUGAUGUUGGCCGUGGUGUACGAGACGUUCACUCGCAUAGAGCGCGAGAAGUGCCGCGCGCUGUUGCUGCACAGGCGUGUGGCGGCGAGGCGUGCCUUCCGGCUGCUGGUGUCGCGACGCGCGCCGCACGCGGUGCGAUUGCGUCACUUCGCGGGACUCAUGCGACACUACGCGCCGCACUAUAGCGGGCUGGACGUGUACCUGAUGUUCAAGCAGCUGAACGUGUCGGGGUCGGGCGGGCUGUCGCGCGGCGAGUUCGCGAACGUGUACGAGGUGUUCGCGCUGCGCUGGGCGCCGCAGUCGGCGCGCGCGCCCUGGUACGGCGCGUCGCCGCUCGAGCCGCUCGCGCGCGCCGCCGCCGCCGCCGUGCGCUGGCCCUACUUCGAGCACCUCGUCUAUGCGCUAAUCAUCGGUAACGGUGUGUCGAUGGUACUCCGUGUGUGCGAAGCUGCGGGCGACUUACAAGACAGCGCGCGGCUCCUGUGUGCCUCCUGGGACACUUGGCUAUUCCUCACACUAUUCCUUCUGGAGGCGGCUCUACGCAUGAUGGCAUCAGGUCUCACAGUGUACCUGGAGAGCGGCUGGAACGUGUUUGACCUGAGCGUGACGCUGCUGGCGCUCGUCGGCGCGGUCAUGCUUAGCAUUGCUCCAAAGCUAUUUAUAGUGGUCAUGUUUAGACCUUUAAGGUUAAUGCGACUAUACAAGUUGAAGAAGCGCUACCGUGACGUGUUCGGUACGCUGGUGCUACUGUCGCCGCUGAUGUCGUCCGCGGGCUGCGUCAUGCUCGUCAUGUACUACUUCUUCGCCAUCGUCGGCAUGGAGCUGUUCGCCGGCUACGACCUCAAGAACUGCUGCGUAAACACAACAGUGGAGGACUUCUACAAGUUCUCGGAGAACAGCUCAACUGCUCUGGGCUAUUACUAUCUGAACAAUUUCGAGAACAUUCUGACGAGCGGCGUGACCCUGUUCGAGCUGACGGUAGUUAACAACUGGUUCAUAUUGAUGAACGCUUACGCAACUGUCGCCGGGCAGUUCAGUAGAAUUUAUUUUAUGGUGUUCUACCUUUUCACGAUGGUCGUAUUGACGAUCGUGGUGGCCAGCGUGCUGGAGGCGUUUAGAUUUAGGAUACAGUACAAGAGGAGCACUACAAAGAGAGAUGAGGAGAAGCUACUUCACGAAGAAGUUCACACGAGUUGGGAGGAAGCUCAGCGGCUGGGUGCCAGUGGGGAUCUGGCCGAUGAACUGAGAUCUUUCUUACCUGCGGGAGUGGAAGUAACGUUCAUUGGCUCGAGACCACGUACAAAGGAAGUGUUGCAAAGACGUAUGUAUCAAGCUGAGAUACAGAAGUGGUUGGCAGAGGAGGAUGAAAGUGAAGAUCUACCUCCAUCUACUACGGUGACCUCAAGCGAGGAUCCCCUCGCUCCUCCUCUCAUCCAACAGCCUGAUGCCGAGACCAAUCACCAGAUCAGAACAGGAUAUCAGUUGUAG